Molecule: messenger RNA, 11064 nt
Organism: Dromaius novaehollandiae (emu)
Lineage: Eukaryota; Metazoa; Chordata; Aves; Casuariiformes; Dromaiidae
Gene: BBX
Product: BBX high mobility group box domain containing
Exons: 17
Coding region: 397-3087 (896 amino acids)
Biological process (GO): regulation of transcription by RNA polymerase II
Cellular component (GO): nucleus
Molecular function (GO): RNA polymerase II transcription regulatory region sequence-specific DNA binding; DNA-binding transcription factor activity, RNA polymerase II-specific
Source: RefSeq, a predicted model, not a curated record
GCGGCGCCGGGCAGGGCCGCGCCGUGCCGUGCCCGCCGCCGCCGCCGGGCACCCCCCGAGGCCGUUGCCCCGCGGCGCUGCCCAGGGCCGGCGUAGUCUGCUCUCUCGCCAACGGACGGCAGGUCCCGGCGGCGCCCCGCCGGCAGCCGGCGGCCCCGCUACCUGCCCCGCAGCGCCGCCGCCGCCGGCUGCCGCUCCGGCGCUGCGAGGAGCAGCGCGACGAUCUUUGUGUCACUAUCACAUGACAAAGGCUUUGAGACAGCUUCAUCCUCGUCUGUCUGUAAUUUCCCUUUGCCUUCCUGGCGUGCCAGAACUGUAGUGAGAAUGGUAGACUGCUGCACCGAGCGCAUUUCUACGCGAGCUCUGUGACCGAGGAAGGCGAAGGAGGUCACAGUAAUGAAAGGCAGUAGUAGGAACAAGGAUCAUUCGACAGAAGGAGAAGGAACUGGAAAGCGACCAAAAAGAAAGUGUCUUCAGUGGCAUCCCCUGCUUGCCAAGAAACUCCUUGACUUUUCUGAAGAGGAAGAGGAAGAGGAGGAAGAGGAAGAUAUUGAUAAGGUGCAGCUUCUUGGCGCUGAUGGUUUAGAGCAGGAUGCUGAUGAAACCGAAGAUGACGAGUCCUCGGAGCAGCGAGCUCGCCGACCAAUGAAUGCAUUUCUGUUGUUCUGCAAACGCCAUCGCUCUCUUGUGCGGCAAGAACACCCCCGUCUGGAUAAUCGUGGCGCAACCAAGAUACUAGCAGAUUGGUGGGCUGUUCUAGAUCCAAAAGAAAAGCAGAAAUACACUGACAUGGCCAAGGAGUACAAGGAUGCAUUCAUGAAGGCGAAUCCAGGGUACAAGUGGUGCCCUGCAACAAACAAACCUGUGAAAACCCAGACGUCCACUGUUACAAACAGGAAAAAGCUGUGGGCCUUUUCUUCAGACUCUACAAAAGAUUUACCAAGCCCCAGGAAAGUGGCGAAAAGUGAAGAAAUGCCACAGCUUAACUUCGGAAUGGCAGAUCCUACACAAAUGGGAGGCCUGAGUAUGCUGCUUUUAGCGGGGGAACAUGCCCUGACUGCACAAGAGGUUUCCUCAAGUACUUGCCAGUCUGAUGCGACUAAUUCUACGGAAGCCUGUCAGAAGUCAUCAUUGUUUCAGUUUGCAGAGAUCUCUUCAAGCACAUCACAGCCAGAUGUCCCCAGGGCUGUAAAACAAACUGAGGAGUCUGCAUUGUUUCAGUUCGCUGAGAUUUCUUCAAGUACAUCCCAUUCAGGUCCUUCUGAUUUAACAAAGCAGUGUGGAACAUCAGCAUUAUUUCAGCUGGCAGAGAUGUGCCUUGCUUCAGAAGGGGUAAAAGUGAAAGAGCCUGGGAAAAUCAAAGUGGAAGCAUCAGAGGAUGUGACAAGAGAAAUUCCAGAGGAAAUGGAAACAGAACUGGAGAAAACAACAAUAAAAGACUCCUGUAAAGGAAAAGUAGAACAAUCAGAGACAGGGAAGAUACAAGACCGGGAUGAGACAAAAACUGAGGAACCAGAAACUGCAAAAUGCAGUCAUUUUACCAGUCUUGUGAUGGAGAGCAGUCACUUUGAGAGAAAUGACAGCUCAAAGGAUUACACGUGCCGUUCUCCAGAGCUUUCAAUGGCUGACAUAAAUAUCCUUGGGCUAAGCAAGCCAGAAAAGAUAAAGAAGAAAAAGAAAAAAAAUAAGUUGGACCGACACUCAAAUGAAAAAUCCACCCCCAAGAAACCUUGUAAAAAGAGGCAAUCCUCUGAGUCGGACAUUGAAAGUGUAAUGUAUACGAUUGAAGCUGUUGCAAAGGGGGACUGGGGUGCUGAGAGACUUGCUGAAAUUCCCCGCAAAAAAGCGCGUCCUGCCUCAAAUGUGAAGGGAAGCCUGUUAGAUACAAAAUCACCAAAGAAAAAAGUGAAAUCGAAAGAGAAGAAAACAUCAAAGGAGAAACCCAUGGAGACCACCAAAGAAUCAAAGCCUCCUGAUUUCCUUAGUGUUACAGCCAGCAAGGAAGUACCCUGCGAGGCUUCUGAUAACAUUAAAGUGGAACCACUGACCCCAACAGAGGAGGUGGUACCCCAGAGCUUACCAGGACAGGUCAAAACUGAGGACAAUGACUGUGUUAAAAAGAUAGAAACCUGUGGCUCCAGGAAAUCGGAGAGAUCUUGCAAAGGUGCUCUUUAUAAAACUCUGGUGUCAGAGGGCAUGCUCACAUCUCUGCGUGCUAAUGUGGACAGAGGUAAAAGAAGCUCAGGAAAAGGCAACUCUUCAGAUCAUGAAGGAUGCUGGAAUGAAGAAAACUGGGCUUUUUCCCAAAGUGGGACGAGUGGGAACAAAAAACUGAAAAGGCCUAAGCCAAAGGAAGAGUUCGUUUUGGGCUUAGCAAAGCUGGAAGAAGAAUUUGAAAAGAAAUUCAACAGCCUCCCUCAAUACAGUCCUAUUACCUUUGACCGGAAAAGUUCAUCUGUUCCGAGGAAAAAGAGAAAGGUUGGAAGCGGCUCAUCUGAACAACCAAAAUCCAACAAAGGUUCAUUCCAGUCUCAGAAAAAGAACUUAUUCCACAAAAUUGUCAGCAAAUAUAAGCACAAAAAGGAGAAGCUUAAUGUUCCGGACACAGCCAUACUCUCAGAAGACAAAAAUUCCAGUGAGCCUGCCUGGAAGAAUAAAAUUUCUAUAGCUGCCCUAAACACUCCAGAGCCAGCAAUGAUGCAUGAACCCUUAGUUGGUAGCCAAAAGAGGAAAGCAAGGAAAACUAAGAUCACCCAUCUUGUCCGAACAGCCGAUGGUCGAGUGUCACCAGCAGGAGGAACAUUGGAGGAAAAGCCAAAAGAGCUGCCACAAAGUACUCUUCAAAAAACGUCAAGUGCAGAAACAGAUUGCAACAGUGAGUGCACCAGAAGUGCAGAGUCAGAAGAAACUCAUAGUAUUACACCAGAUAUGCCAGCAGUGUCUGCAUUUUUUAGCUUAGCUGCUCUGGCAGAAGUAGCAGCAAUGGAAAACGUACACAGAAGUCAGAGGGCCACACCUCUCCCACAUGACGGACAGCCAAACGAAAUGUCUCAGGCUCCAGUGCUUAUUUCCUGCGCUGACCAGUGAAGCUCCACUUUAUUGUAAAACAUUGUGCUUUACCUAAUAUCCUAGCCUUGUCUUUACCAAGGGAAGCUAGUCAGUCCAUAUGUUGGAAACUAUAGACUGCAAGCAAGUGCUUAUUGCUCUGAGUGGCCCAGAAUUCACUGGAAGCCAGACAUUAGCAACUUGGGCCAGGUCCUCAAAUCGGAACCCAGUAUGUAGGAGGGUGAUAUUAUUUGUCUAUUAAUGAACAGAAAUGGAAUGAUCCCAGAGCUUGCUUUCUAUUGAAGGCUUUUAAACAGUAAAUGGGUGGUUGAUGUGAAAAAGGCUGCCUUUACUGUAGCUCACACAGCGUCUCUUUUACCAACCAGAGAGUAUGGCAACUAGUUUCGUAUAAUACCUAGUUAUUCUAAAUGAAAAUGAAAAAAAAAAAACAACAACAACAAAAACACUGACGCACUGCACUAGUUAUUAUUAGAUAUUCUUAGUCAUUUUUGUACAUGAAGAUUUAAGUUCUAAGAUGGUUUAUAUUAAUAGGUUAUGCCUACGUUUAUAUUGUAGAAUGAAUUUAAAACCUGUUCCAGAGAACUCAAGGCAGCCUGGACAGAUGUACCAUUGUUAGCGGUGUUUGGGCAGCCAUGUGGUCCAGAUGUUCUGCACUUUUAUAUUUGCCACCGAAGUGGUAGAGUUUACUGGCAAAAAUUCUGACAGGCUAUGUUUGGGUUUUGUUUGUUUUUUAAUUUAGCUUUGAGUAACCAGGAUGAUGUGCAUUAGCAGAAGGAGUGGUGUAUGGAAAAGAAAAAUACUGCAGAUGAUUGACUUGUCUUUCAUGCUUUGGAGGGUUCCUUUAUUUUUGCAUAGAUAUCUGAGCGACUUGGUGAAGUGUUCCUGUAAACAAAAAGUACUGCAAAUAUGUUGUUCAGAAGUGACCUUAGUAUUAUUUCACCAUUCUGAAAAACCUAAAAACGUGACUUUUUCAAUAUACAUGUACACUGAUACACAUACCUUUUACAUUUUACAGACACUGGCAUUGUUGUAGUUACUAUGCACAGUCUAAAUUGGCUUCAUAGAUUGUACAAAGGGCCAAUUACAGUUUGUGUUGGUAAAGUGGCAAGUUGUAUGCAGAUAAACUACGACUGAAGAAUAACGUGUGACUGAACUCAGACUACCAAACAGAGAUUCAUCUGCCAGUUUCUGUCUCUGCUUCUGUUGAAUUUUUGUGUUUUGCUCUCAUAAAUACAUCCCAAAAGCCAGGCCACGUGUAUCACUUGGCCUGUUACCUUCACUAUCUUGACUUACACUAUUGUAUAACCAAGCAUUGAUUCCUACCAACAGAUGCAAAAUGAUCACUAGUAAUUAAUCUAAAGCUACAAAUUCAACAGGGUACUUCUUCUAUAGCACAAGAUGUUUCCCUACUUUUUGCAUUGUAGCACAACAAUUUACCAAAUUGGACUCCAGCAAUAAUUUUCUAUUAGUCUUCGUCAUACUGGCUGAACUUUUGAUAGUAUUAGGUUGAGUUUGAAGUUCUUUGAAUUAAGUCUUUAAAUGAUGAGAGUUUACAUCGUUCUAUCAGGCAUUCUUAUUUAUACUUGACUGAAUUGAUAAUGUGUUUUGGGGUUAUUUUGUAACUAAUUUGAUGUAAUAGCCAUAUGGACAGUAACUCUAUUAAUGCUUGCUAGGUUUAGCCUUUCAUUGUUGUAGUUGAGUGAAAGUCUUUGGUUCCUCGUUGGGAAAACGAUACGCAACAUACCACACGAGUUGUAACAACGGCUGAAGGUUUCACAAAAGGCAGGUAGCUUGGGAAGUAUCAUUAAAACAGCACCAUCAAAGAUGCAUAUGUUGGAAGAAGUGAACAACAACAACAACAAAAGAACAACAAAAUUUAAGAGCCAAUGAGUCAGUGAAAAGGCUUUUUAAAAAUUCAGGUAAAUACAUGAGAGCCCCCUAGGAUGCCAUUGCAGCCUAUGGCAGUAUUUUUAAUAAGAUGUUAUUAAUGUUUUAUAAGUUAUUUUAACAAGACAGAAAAACUUAGGACUUAAAACCGUAGGGUCACAGCAAGGUGGCUGUUGGAGUUUUGGACCACUUUAUAAUUAGCUGAAAUCCAAAUAUGUUACAGUGCAGGCCGUUCACGUUGACAAUGGUACUAACUUAUUUCUCUAGAAACCCUUAGAGUAGAUAUAUUUUUGUCAAAGCACCCCAUCCUUCCUCAAUUUAAAUUUCAAUAUUGUUCCUGAAGAUAUUUCUGUAUAUUAAUGGUACCUUUUUUAAAAGAAACAGAAAAUUACUUUUUUCUAUAUGAAUUAAUAUCUUACUUGAUCUGCUUUUCCUUGACUUUCCCUUAGAGAGGGGGUAGGGUUGGGUCAGUUUACUGGAUAUGACUGUUUUCAGAUACUUAUAAACCUUUUUGUAGAUAUGCUUAAUUUUUAAGCGAUUAGGCACUGAGAGUAGCAGAAAUCCUGCAAAGCUUUAUAGUUCACUAGGCAUUUGCCUUUGUUGGUUCUCUGAGUGAUGUCUUGAUUUCAGUAGCUAGAAUUUUCCCUGAAUCUGCUAGAAGGGGUAUCAGUAUUUUCAGGUAACAAAGUCUGUUAGCACAACAAAAAUUUCAGACCAAUAUUUUACUGUAUUGGGGGUUGGGUUUUUUUCCGUGUUUGUUUUGUUUUAAUUUUUAUUAAUUUCAGCUGCUUUCAUUUUGGAAAAUCAUAUUGCUAUCGUGUGUACUUCAGUAUACCAGCAAACACUGUUACCCGUUAACACAUGUCCACAAAUGCCUCUAGAGAAGAAAUUGUUGCACCUUAUGUAUAUCUCAAGCAAACCAAAAUAUGAUGCUUUUCUGCUUUGUUUAUUCUGAAUAUGUUGUAUCAUACUUUACUCAACCCAUUUUAACUUAGCUAAAGCUAUCAAUAUUUAUGCAUUUCACAUUAUUUUCUGGAUCUGAACCUGUGUAUAAAUCUUUCUUAAAAAAAAAAAAAGGAAAAAAAAAGCAAUUAUCGUAGUCCUCCUCUAUGACUUAUCCAUGGGAGCGGGGAAUCUUGUCUCAAGUGUAAAAUGCAGUACUAUCCCAGUGUUCCUUGGCUUUUAUUUAUUUAGUGAUCUUUGAUAUUUCGUAUAUAGUUUUGAGGUAUACAAAGUAUAUUAUCGUAGCUGAAGCUACAGACCUAAGCAGCUGGGAGAAAAUUACUGUAAUGUCUUCUUAAUUGUUCUAGUACUGUAUACAUAUAUGGGAAAUAUGUUCUGCAAAACAUUUGAGAUGCAGAUUCUUAUCCCCACGUUAGGUUAUUUUUCAGAUAUUAGACCAAAUCGAUCCAAAACAUCUAUGGAGAUUACUUACUGCUCUGAUUAUGGCAGUAAUACCCCUUGAAUGUGCUGUGAUUUCAGAAAUAGAGUAUAUUUAUUUAAGAUGACUGAAUGCUCUUUUAUACUAAUACAAUGUCCCAAAGUCAUGAGCAAAAGACUUCUUGUUAGUUUUGGUUUAUAUUUUAUAGCAUUGGUGCAUGACUUUUGAAAUUAAAAUGAUAAGCAUUGUUGUUGGAAAGGGGCACAGGAACAAGGGAUUGAUAGAAGCAUGUGAACUGGUGUUUAACUUCCAUCUUUGGUCUUUUUUAUUUGGGUGGAUGCUACCUUUGUAGCAAAAGGCUGAAGAGCACUCUGCAGUCUAUUUUGUAUCAAGUAGAAACCCAGGAGAGUUGUAACUCACAUCAGAACGAGGGAUUACCGGAUAGUUUGGAUGCCAUCUUUUGGAGCGGGAUAUUAAAUUGAAGCAGUUUUAAUUUCUACUGCAUGUUUAGCUACUGUACAGAUACUGGAACAGACUGAAGGCAACAGUUGUAGACAUGGGACAGCUAACAGAGGUUAAAAGAAAGGAAAGUUGGCCUUGUUCUCAAUAUGGUGAAGUUGCAGCAACAAAGGGGAGUUAGGAAAAAAGAUUUAUAUACAUAUAUAUAUAUAUAUAUGUGCGCAUGCGUGUAUGUACAUUCUGCAAAAGAAAAAUGUAGGCAAGAUAAAAACAUGAUGGGUCUACAUGAGAUUAUAAUGUAUGUUGAUCCUUUGAGUGCACUCCCUUUUUUGAAUGCUGAGUCUAAUAUGGCUACCUCUCCUAAAAGACUACUUUAGUUAACUUCCAUUUGCUUUCAGGCUUCAUCGUGUAAUCUCUUCAGCCAUUGACACCAUUUGUAUAUCACUGUAUACUUUCCAAGAGCAACAUUUAGCAGGCAGGAUAAGGCUGAAUAUACAGUGGUAGCCAAAUUAUGUUGCUGGAGCAUUUUUGUUUAACCUCUGCCAUAGUCAUAUGGGUUGCAGGACAUGGACCCACUAGCUCUAGUUGGUUCAGUGAGAUUGUUUUUUGUAACAGCAGAAAACGCGGUGCUCAUCAGGUGGUGGACUUCAGAUAUUCCCCGUGGUAAUGCAGCAAUCCAGAUGCUGCUCUUGAAACUUAUCCUGCAGUUGACGUUUGCAGUCCUGAUUUCAGAAGGAAACAUAAUUGUGCAACUCGUGUGUUGUAUACCAUGCGGUCUCCAUUAGAUUCUGUUUGUUUGCCGUGCUCGUUUGCCAGACUGUAGAGCUCCUAGGUAUCUUUGCCAUGUUUUGUACUAUUUAUGGCAUUCUCUCUACCUUGUACAUAUUGUGGGACUGUCACCUAAAGCUGCCAGAAUGUUGAGUCAUUUUCAGGACACCGAGAGCCACGAACGAAUGCAUUUAGGCUAUGAAAGAGUUAUUUGCCUCCUCCCCUGAAUCUCCCAAUAAAAAGGCACAGUGAGGGUUAUACUCUCACCUAAGUACUAUUAUAGUCAUUUCUAUAUUCAGUAUCUCCUAUUGAAUUGAGAAUUUUGAAGAAGCUUGUAAGAUGGUAUGUUUCAUGUUCCCCAGCUCAUUCUUUUAAGGCAGAAAUCUAGGAAGAACUGACCUCAGGUUUCAACUCAGCAACACACCUGAGUUUAUGCUUAAGAUGCUCCUUAUUUAAGGGUAGUAUUGCUGUUUGCAUUAGGACAGUGCAGGAGCCCUGAUAAUGGACCACCAUGCUGUUAGAGUUAAGGUUGGGUUUGCGUGACGUUUCUGACGGAGGUGUAUCAUUUUGACCUAGGGCCUUCAUUCACAUAGCAUUUUAAAAACAAAUGCAAAUAGCUUAGCAUUCAUUGAGUUCUUCCAAAGAAUUACCUUCUACUUUCUGGGUCUUGACGGUUACCAAAUACCAGCAGACCCGCACUGUACUCUACUGGAAAUGAUGCAUUUGCAGUCGCAGUGCACAGGCAAACUAACCAGGCUUCCGAAUGCAAUGGUCUAAUCUACUCUUCUAACACAUACAACCAAAGCACUAUUCCCCUCCCCCCCCCCCCCCCCCCCGACGCUGCUAUACUUUAGUCAGUGCUUGGGGCUUUGAAGGUGACAAAAGCAAGAGAGAUAUGUAUGUGUCUGUGUGUGUAUGUGUGUAUACAUAUGUAUAUGCAUACAUACAUAUAUGUACACAUAUGCAUACUCACACACCUCAGAGUGCUGUGACUUGCAACGUGUUCUCUGUACAUAAGUGUUCCCGUGUUCAGUCAUAAAACAACAUGUGGUUUCUCAGACCAUAGUUUUCAAACUUUCUUGGUAGAUUUCAUUUUCUUCCCUUCACAUUACACCGUAACAUGUGAUUUUCAAAAAUGUCUAAAAGAAAUAUAAAUCCUGCUGAUUUAGAUGCUAUGAAAACCUUUCUCAGCAGUGCUCUCUUUGAAUAACCGGUCUCUGUUGACAGUUUUAACAUAAAUGAUUUGCUAUGAUCUCUUUUCCUAGGGCCCAAUCCUUCAACUUUUAUUCUUGCACAUAAUUCCACUGAAUUUUGACCCAGUAUUUGGCUUUAUUCUUUUUAAAGCUUGGUGUAAACAUGCCUUACAACAGUUUAUCUCCAUCAAUUGUAUAACAGAGCUACUGCCUUCUUAGGUGUGUGUAGUUAAGGUCAAUAAGCACAUUUAUAAAAUGUCAUUUUUUUCUUCAAAAUCCUCUAAUUUGAUAUUUUUAAGUGCACAUGUUAAGUCAUGUGUAUAACAUGCUAAAGUACAUGAAACUGUGAUCAUGAAACUGAAUAAAAUAUUUAAUAAAAUAUUUGAAAUAUUUGAAAAAGACCUUCAAACAGAUUUCUUUUAUGUUCGAUCUAUUUUGGUUAUCUAGUGUGUGCUUGUAAAUAGUUUCCCAUUUAAAACUAACGAUUGCAAAUAAAUACUGUUAAAAUGGAGCUUUUUGAUAGUUCAUCUGCUUUACCAUCAAAUGAUUGUUUACUUGAACAUACUGCUGAGUUAAUAGUAUUUGCAGAAUUUGUUUUUAGUUAGAGUAUGAAAUUGUUCGCUUUUUUUUUUAACAUAAAAAAAAUCUUGUUUCUACCUGAAAAUGGAAGAUGCCAAAAACAGAGAUGGAUCCUCAAAACUGUGAGCUGUACUUUCCUGUCAAAUCGUCCACUCAAGCACUAGAUGAUGACUAUAAAAAUACUACAUAUUUUGCAGCAAACAUAUGCCCAUUUGUUCUUGCUUAGACGUGUCUAUAAUGAGAGCUUCCAUUUUAUUCUUAAAAAGUCCCGAGCCUGGUUCAGUGCUGUUGAAAGUGUCGGAAAGAUCCUCAGAUACAUGCAAGUGCCACAGAAUUCAAUGAGUUUGUACCAGCAUGAAGCUAGAGAUUGUUGGACAGAGACAGCCAGGAGUCAUGUAGUGAGGCUUUGGGAGAAAAACUUGCCUUUUCUCCUGAGCUCCCCUAGAAAGGCACGAGGAGGUUUCCACUUCACAUUCCUGAAUUUUAUCUUCUUCACGCAAUUGGAAAACUCAUUUACAGCCCACAUGAGUAUAACUGAAAUCAUCUUGCAUAAUGAAGCUCUGGCUACAUUUUCAGUCUUUGGACACUAAAAGGAUUUAUUUAGAAAUGGAUUCUCUUUUAGAAAUAAGCAGCAAGCACCAUCAGUAUUUACACCUAAAGGUCCCCACUAUUUUGGAACCUCAUUUAAACCAGGACCUUGUUCAGCCCCUGUAUUUUACCCUCUUACUGAGGCUUGAAAAUUACACUCUUGGGAUCUUGUCUUCUACUGUCCUUGGAUGCACAAAGCAUCCCUUGAUUGCCUUGCAUUUUUCUGAUCAUAGAAGACUUGAGCACAGACUUCAUGAAACCAGUAGAAACCUAUUGUACACAUGGGAGCAGAACUGCUGUCUCUGGAUCAAAAGUAGCAGGAGGGAAGUAAGCCUUUAGUGUUUUGUUUUGUUUUUUUAUAAACAGUGUGCCCUUUACUCAGGGAAGAAGAAACGUACACAAUCUUGCACUGCCUUGGCUAGGUGUGCAGUAGUUUCUCUGCAAAGAAUACCAGGAAUGGAACAGCUUCAGCAUUAAAGGCCCUGUAAAGUCAUACUUGGGCAAGGGAGAAAAAAACUGAUUUAGUGAGUAAAAAAAGCUAGACAGAAACCUUCUUACGAAAUAUAUUUUCUCUCGGUAUAAUAUGCCCAGUCAGGGGCAUUUAAAGCACUAUUCCAUAUCUGUGAUUACCAAAUUACCUUAAAACAUAGUCAUCUUCAUUUCUCAAACUCCAUCUUUUUUUGUCUGCUCUCAUUUUGUUCUUCCAGCAAAACUGCUGCUUAUUCAGCUAACUCCUAGUGCAUCCAGAUCUUUUUUGUUACCCAGCCCUCACUCACAUUGCUUCUUUCAGGACAUGGGGCAGGAAGAUGUCAUCCUCCCAAAGCACCGAACUACUGCCAGGCAUUCCGACAUUUUUCCAUUGAUUCCAGUUGUUGAGUUCUUCUGUUAUUCAUUGCGUUUUUUUUUUUUAACAUGCAGCUAAUCCCUCUUUCAAACAGCCUUUUUUUUUUUUACAGUGUGAAAACUUUAAGUGAGAUGCAAAGUAUGUUUGCGCAUUCCAUAACCAACUUAUAGCCCAUAGGACUGUCAGUUCCUUAGUAGGACACUAGCACUUUGUAACAAAAUAUGAUACAUUUCUAUAUUUGCUGCAAAAUUCUGUUUUGUUUUGUUUUCAAAAAUAAAACCUGAAAGAUAUAACGCCUA